Molecule: messenger RNA, 1809 nt
Organism: Colletotrichum truncatum
Lineage: Eukaryota; Fungi; Ascomycota; Sordariomycetes; Glomerellales; Glomerellaceae
Product: choline dehydrogenase
Molecular function (GO): oxidoreductase activity, acting on CH-OH group of donors; flavin adenine dinucleotide binding
Source: RefSeq, a predicted model, not a curated record
AUGCUCUCCGCAGUACUAGCUACGUCCCUGUUGGCGGCCGUCGCGUCGGCAGUGCCCGGCCAGCCCGCCGCUAAGGUUUAUGACUAUAUCGUUGUCGGUGGCGGCACAGCGGGACUUGCUUUGUCGACUCGUUUAAGCCUGGGAUUGCCAGAUGCCACGGUCCUUGUUAUCGAAGCAGGAGAGGCUGGCCUUGGUGACGAACGUAUUGAGAUUCCCGGACGCAGGGGCACGACAUUUGGUUCGAAAUACGACUGGAACUUGACAACCGUACCCCAAGAAGGCUCAAAUGGACGUACUUGGGUUCAGACGCGAGGUCACGUCUUGGGUGGCAGCUCCGCCCUCAACCUCUUCUCCUACGACAGAGCAUCUGCUCACGAGUACGAUGGGUGGGAAGAGUUGGGAAACCCCGGCUGGAACUGGAAUACCAUGCGCGCCGCCAUGAUGAAGUCAGAGAACUUUACUUCAGCGAACACAGCAUACUACACGGGAAGCGAAGGCGUGGGAAAUGCCGGUCCAAUCAAGGCCCUGAUCAACCGUCUUCUACCUGAGCACCAGGUUCCUCUAAUCCCAGUUAUGAACAGCCUCGGCAUCGAGACAAAUCUGGAGUCUUUGAACGGAAAUCCUAUCGGCGUUGUCUAUUCCCCAAACAGCAUCGAACCCACCCACUACAACCGUUCUUACAGCGCCAACUCAUAUCUCCCUCUGGCGGGCCCGAAUCAUUACGUUUUAACAGAAGCUAAGGUCGCCAAGGUCAACCUCAAAUCCAGCUGCGGCAAGAAACGCGCCACUGGCGUGACGCUCGUCGACGGGACUGUUCUGAAGGCACGCCGUGAGGUUAUCAUUUCUGCUGGUAGCUUGCUUAGCCCAGCAGUGCUCGAGAACUCGGGUAUCGGCAAGACCGACGUUCUCUCUGCCGCCGGCAUCAAGCAACAGAUUAACCUUCCAGGCGUUGGCGAGAACCUCCAAGACCACAUCCGGAUUCAAAGUUCCUACGAGCUCAGCAAAAACUACACUGGCUAUGACCGUCUCAAAUACGAUACCACCUACGCCGCCGAGCAGCUCCAGCUCUGGUGGGACGGCGAGGUAUCUAUGUACGGAUACUCUGGCAGUGGUUACGCGUUCACGAACUGGAACCAGGCUCUGGGUAAGGAGGGAGAAUCCAGCCUUCUCGCACUUGCCGAGAGUGCUAUUGGUGCCUCAGAACACCCUGUCGAGCAGAAGAAAUUGCAGUGGCUUAACGACACCACCGUGCCGCAACUUGAAAUCCUCUUUAGCGACGGCUACACCGGUGUCAAGGGAUAUCCCGCAAAAGGAAGUGAAGGGUAUGGUAAGGACUACUUCACACUUAUCGCGGCAAUCAUGCACCCUUUGAGUCGCGGUAACGUUCACAUCAACCCCGCCAAUCCUCUCGGGGCCCCCUUGAUCGACCCCAAGUAUCUAACUCACGAGUAUGACUUGCAAGCUGCAAUUGAAGCUAUCAAGAAGUGCCGCCAAGUCGCGCUUACUGAGCCCCUGAGAUCCACUUGGGUUUCCGAGUACGAGCCGGGCUUGAACAUCACUACCGAGGCCCAGUGGAGAGAGUUUGCUCUCAAGACAGCGUUGUCUAUUUAUCACCCGGUUGGAUCCUGCGCCAUGCUUCCCAAGGAAGACGGCGGUGUUGUUGAUCCCACAUUGAAAGUCUAUGGCACGACCAAUUUGAGAGUUGUUGACGCCAGUAUUAUACCCGUUCUGAUUUCGGCGCACAUCCAAACGGCUGUUUACGGUAUCGCCGAAAGAGCUGCUGAGAUCAUUAUCAAGGCAGCGAAGUAG